UGAUGGUAAUUCCAAAUGCAAAAAUGGAAGAAAAGCUUUCACAUGCAUGACAUUGGCAGCUAUACUGCCAAAAGACAUCAGUUAGUGUGUUGGCAAGCUUCUAUCAGUGUCAGCUGGGCUGUUGGUGGUGUUCGCAAGGUUUUUGCAUGCCUUUUAGAUAGUUAGCUUAGUAGUUUUGGAACAGAACUCCGUAAUGCUGCUUUAAAUACCGUUUUAGUGCUAUUUAUAGCACUCAUAAAAAAAGUCUCCCGGUAAAGUUCUAAUCGAUCUAAGUAAUCCACGAGGAUGCUGGUAAAAAUAAAUUGGUUUCCUUUGCAAUAUGAUAGGCUACGUGAUGUCAGGGCAGUGUCAGCAGAUGUUUGAGUAUUUUUGACAGACAUUGGCACUCCUGGCUCUUGGCACCAAGCACCCCUCUAAAUUCAGUAACCUGUGUCAUCGCGCUCAGCCUGACGCGUACGACUCACUCUCGAAAGGGACGCUCACGAGUAGAAUGCAUCUAUGAGCUGAGCGACCCUUGAUUCCUGAGAGCUGCACCUGUUCUUCGGAGUCGACUACACCUUUUGCCGCACAUGUCUGCUGAGUUUUCAGAAAGUCGUUCGUUUGGAUUCACUGUUUGUGUGCUUGUGCUGAACAUUUGUCAAAAUAUAAGUAUACGGGAAACAUCUUUGGAAUUUACCAUUGUCUUCAGGCGCCACAGUGGGAGAGAAGCACUGGAGAACAGGAUGUAAACUUUUGCGUUACGGCAAACUGUCUGCUGUGCUGCUGACUGAAGAUGACUGUUACCUACUCCAGUAAGGUCGCCAAUGCUACGUUUUUUGGCUUUCAUAGACUUUUACUGCGAUGGAGGGGCAGCAUUUACAAGUUGCUGUAUCGGGAGUUCUUCGUGUUUGCAAUUUUAUAUACCAUUUUAAGUGUCGUAUACAGGCUUGUCCUGACCGACCCUCAGAAGCGUUACUUUGAAAAGGUGUCCAUAUACUGUGAUAAAUAUGCUGAGCAGAUACCGGUCACUUUUGUCCUUGGGUUCUAUGUGACUCUGGUGGUGAACCGUUGGUGGAACCAGUUCCAGAACCUUCCGUGGCCGGACCGCCUGAUGUUCCUGAUCUCCAGCUGCGUCCAGGGCCGUGACGAGCAGGGCCGCCUGCUGCGGCGGACACUGAUGCGCUACGUCAACCUCACCUCACUGCUCAUCUUCCGCUCUGUCAGCACAGCCGUCUGCAAGCGCUUCCCCACCCUCGACCACGUGGUGGAGGCAGGCUUUAUGACUGCAGAGGAGAAGAAGUUGUUUGAGAACCUUAAGUCUCCACACCUGAAGUACUGGAUCCCUGUGGUGUGGUUCACGAACCUGGCCUCCAGAGCCCACAAAGAGGGACGCAUCACGGACAGUGUGGACCUCCAGCACAUCCUUAGUGAGAUGAACAAGUUCAGGACCUGGUGCUCUACUCUGUUUGGCUAUGACUGGGUGGGGAUCCCACUUGUCUAUACCCAGGUUGUGACAUUAGCUGUGUAUACGUUCUUCGUGGCCUGCCUUAUUGGACGUCAGUUCCUCGACCCUAAGCAGGGCUACCCAGGUCAUGACCUUGACCUCUACGUGCCUAUCUUCACCCUGCUUCAGUUCUUCUUCUACUCUGGCUGGCUGAAGGUGGCAGAGCAGCUCAUCAAUCCUUUUGGAGAGGACGACGAUGACUUUGAGGCCAACUGGUGCAUUGACAGAAACCUACAGGUAUCUCUAAUGGCCGUGGAUGAGAUGCACAUGAACCUUCCCAGCCUGACUAAAGACAUGUACUGGAAUGAGGCUGAAGUGAGGCCGCCGUACACCGUUGCCUCCGCUGACUACUGCAUCGCCUCCUUCCUUGGCUCUACCACAGACCUGGGGCUGUCUGAGAUCCUCCAGCCAGAGGAGGCCAAUAUGGCCCAUGAACCCCGGCGGCAGGAGUCGGUGCUGGGUCGCGUCCGUCGCCUGCUGAGCGUGCAGGAGCCCCCCGACCUUUCGAGCGCGCGCCCCGCCCUCAAGCGCCACAGCAGUGAAAUCCCCAGCUUCUUCCCCUUCGCGCCGGACCACCGUGUCUACCCAGGGGGGCCCGAAGACACCCCCAUGCCACCCAAACCCUCCCAUCCAGGUCCACACCCCCACCCUCACCCCCAUCCUCUGGAUACACUGGCUACCCUUCAAGAGGUCAAUAGUAACCCCCCCUCCCCAGAUACAGAGGUCCGGUCCCCGCCCUUCACUGCUGUGCCCCAGGUGGUCAUCAGUGCACCUCCCUUGACCGGUAACCAUGCCAACAGCGCAACUACGACAACAUCACUUUCAGAUGGCUUUCACUUUCCAAAAACUCAGGCCCCGAAGCCUGAGGCUCAGGUAGAGGGACAACCUGGCGAGGAGGCCCCAGGAGCAUACACGCCAGCCUGCUACAGCCCCACAAGCAUGGGGCCUCGCAAGUUUCGCUGGAGCACAAAGGGGGACAGCAUGAAGAAGCGGCAGCUGUCCUUCCAGCUGUCCCGCCAGGGCUCCAGGAGCUCACUCCACAGCCUUCCCAGUCCACGCAUAUUGGGAAGGCGGAGGGGACAGCAAGCCUCGUCCCCCAUGGCCCUGGAUAGUCCACAGCGUGGACACAACCCAAAGAUCGACAUUUUUGUGGUGCAGGGAACAGACAGAGAGCAGAGGGACUUGUCUGAACCAAGACAAUAGCAAGAGCCCUUAAAGCUUCCAUGGCUUGUCUGUAUCAUUUGGAGGAACCGCCUGAACUUGAAUUAUACAAUGUAGGGACUUUCAGGUUUAAGAUGUGUAAUAACUGGGAACUGCCAGAGCAAAGAGAAUACUCUUAUCCAGAGUGUGUGGUGAAUCAUACCGGGUGUUCCUGAACACAAUGUGCAAUAUGAUGGACUUUCAGUUGUAAGAAGCAUAACAGCUGGAGUUUGCUGUUCCUAAGCCUAAGUCUUUCACAUGUGAAUGGCAAUUCAGAUCUGAAAACUAAAAGCUGCUAAUUUUGUUAAUUUUGUAUGGGGGGUAUUCAUAAUAAAAGAUGCUCUGUGGUUAGCUUUGUAAUAGUUUUAUGUCCAGCUUCACAUUUAUUGUCAUCAUGGCACAGUCAUUUAAUGUGUAUGUAGAGCUUGCUCCAAAAUGACUGAUAUUGGGAUGCUUUAAAGAUAGAAUGUGCAUUCUCAGAUGGGCAUAACAAUGAGAUAAAAGCUUCUGAAAACUACCGCUGACUCUACUUACGUCAGUCGUAAGUCAUACCUUAAGCUGUAAGCUACCUUAACGGUUUGAGGUGUUCCCCAGAACGUCCUUAGCUAAGUAUACCUUCUCUAAGAGAUACUUUCAUAAGGUUGGACUGGACCACUUUUAGCUAUACCUUUUUUUUAACGUUUUCAGAUCAAACAAAAAUUUUAGAGCCUAAAGAUGUUGUGUUAGUGUCUACGGACUGAGAUGUAAGACCAAGAUAUGUGUUGCAAUUACAUUUUGUGCUUCAUUCAAUAAAAAGGAAAAUCAUUGGUAUAAAUGAAUUAGCCGUUCAUUUUUAAUUCCUUGCACAUACAAAUCUAUAAGUAACAUCUAGCCUACAGCCAAAUUGCCUAAUUUGGGAACUUUUAAAAUUUUGACUUGCACAGCAUUUUAUGUUGAUGUUCUU
Messenger RNA from Clupea harengus (Atlantic herring), 3626 nucleotides. RefSeq names its product bestrophin-3. The record is from RefSeq and is a predicted model, not a curated record. Lineage: Eukaryota; Metazoa; Chordata; Actinopteri; Clupeiformes; Clupeidae. Gene Ontology annotation, molecular function: chloride channel activity.